Molecule: messenger RNA, 1761 nt
Organism: Alternaria triticimaculans
Lineage: Eukaryota; Fungi; Ascomycota; Dothideomycetes; Pleosporales; Pleosporaceae
Exons: 2
Coding region: 1-1761 (586 amino acids)
Source: RefSeq, a predicted model, not a curated record
AUGGCUUUACAACAGCAGCAUCCAGGAAGCGCGGCGACUAGAAAUAAACCCUGCGAAGAAAAUCCCUAUGGCAUCUUCGUCGAGGAAGACCUCAUCGACGACUCGACCGGCGUCGUACCAACAAAGGGACUAGGCAUACCGUUAAGCCUCAAGGAUCGCUUCCUAAGGCGCCUGUCAAAGAUGCUAGGCACCGCAGCGAACAUACGAGAGACACCCAACGGCAACGUCAUGGAUAUCUUCUUGACCAGAGACAAAACGUCGCCUCGGCCAAACAUUGCGCUGGAUGAAGGACUACGCAAAUUUGUGCGCGAGCUCGAAGAUGGGCUGGCCGCUGUUGCGACUCAUUCUUCUGGGCUGCCACUCGAUCGCGCAUGCUCGGAACUAUGGGAUGUAAUCCUCAUCGCCAACUAUGAUAGAGUGGAACAAGUCAUACGAAGUAUACAGAAGAAUUUCGACCAGAACAGGACUACCUUCGACGAACUCGUAACAAGGAUGUUCGGCAUCGACGACAUGGACAACAAAGGCUCCAUGUUGGACCGAGAGCUUGGUGAAAAAAUAAUCAGGCUAUCUCACGAUGUCCAUGCUUUCGAUGGCUCAAUGAGAGAUUUGAAUGAACUCGCCCAGUUCGCUUCAACUAUGACUAGGGUAAAUCACAAUCUACAGGAUCGGCUAAGAUACCUUCUAGAGAAGACUUACUUCGCCAACAAGUUGUUCGACCUCAUCUGCGCCCUCGGCUUUCCCGAACGUGUCUACAGCACCCUGGUCCGGGCUGCUAGAUCUUCGCAGACAUUUGGGAAGGUCAACUUCCACUUGAGACCUCAGUCGCCGGUCAAAUUUGUUUCCUUUGCGACUCCGAUGGCGAGCGCGAUGUCCUCAAGCACCAUCAAGCCGUACUCACCACCUCCCAAGGAGAAGUCGAAGCGGAUGAAGCAGUAUGAAGCGACAGCGAUGGAAACAACAAUUGCGAUUGCCACUCUUCCCUCUCUUCCUCUUCCUUCCCCCCCUCCUCAGCCAGCUGUCACCAGCCUCGGUUCGCUGAUGACCGCGGUGCGACCUUACCUGAAUCAACAAGAUCGAGAUCUCCCUCUCCAUUCCCUCCAACCCGCAACCAAGCAAGAGACGGCAAAACUCAUUGGCACCAUAUUGAGGAAGAGGUUACUUGCAACAGACACAACUGCAUGGUACGCCUUUGGCUUUGUGACCGCUAAGGACGAGGACCAAGAGAGACAACUAGCAGGGCUUUACGUCGCAAUAUUGAAGGAGGCUAAAGAUCCCGAAGCCGCGUUCCGAGAACUUCAGACUGCUUUGGAAACGAACUCCAUAGUAAAGCUUUUCGACAAGUACGAGUACGCUCAUUUCCGCGACCUAUUCCCGUACCUCAAGACCUUCCUCUCCACCCCACCCACCAAGCGCUCCACCGUCUGGCGUCUUCGGCAGUUCAUCCAGGAUCCAGUUGAUGACGAACCGCCCGCAUGUCUCCAACGGGACUACGGUUUCAAAUUCUGCCGGCCCCGCGAAGAAGUCCUCCGCCUCAAGGAGAUCUACAUUAACAUACUGAAGAAGCUGGGCCCGCAGAAGUUGGAUAUCGCAUGUAUCAACGGUCGAUUGUCCGAGACGGCGAUGAAAGAAGGCGUUCACGUUGAUCAGAAAGAUAGGCGGUUUCUUAAAAACGAUUACGACUCGCCGUUCCUGGGAGUGGACUGUGAAGGUGGGCUUCAGAACUACCGCGGCCCGUUUUACAGGAAGCCGCUGAAGCUCUAG